Messenger RNA from Penaeus vannamei (Pacific white shrimp), 837 nucleotides. The record is from RefSeq and is a predicted model, not a curated record. Lineage: Eukaryota; Metazoa; Arthropoda; Malacostraca; Decapoda; Penaeidae.
GGAGAUGGAGACGAAGGAAACGGAGGUGGAGACGAAGGAAACGGAGGUGGAGACGAUGGUAACGGAGGUGGAAAUAGUGGAGAUGAAGGAAAGAGUGAAAACGGAAGUGGGGAUAGUGGAAAUGGCGAAGGAGGUGAGAACUGUCAGGAUGAAGUGAGUGCCUGUAAAUUCUGGGCUGCCAAUAAUGACUGCUACUGCAAGCCAACUGAUGGAGAUUGCUCAUGGCAAACUUAUGUUGCCAAGACAUGUCCCAAGAGUUGUGGAACAUGUAAUGAAGGUGGAAAUGGAGGUGGUGAUGGAAGCAUUGACGGUUGCGUCAUUGACUGCUCCCUCGGAAAGUAUCUGCCACAUCCAACUGACUGCCGCAAGUUCAUCCAGUGUGCCCCGUAUGGUCCCGAAGAGAUGCCUUGUGCUCCUGGAACGGUCUGGAACCAACAGAAACUCACCUGUGAUCACGAAUGGGCUUCUCCUUGUGUGACAGGCAGCUACUUGACUUCAGAAGGUCUACCAUGUGGAGGAGGUAGUGGUGGAAACGGAAGUGGAGACGGUGGAGACGAAGGAAACGGAGGUGGAGACGAAGGAAACGAGGUGGAGACGAAGGAAACGGAGGUGGAGACGAAGGAAACGGAGGUGGAGACGAUGGUAACGGAGGUGGAGAUAGUGGAGAUGAAGGAAAGAGUGAAAACGGAAGUGGGGAUAGUGGGAAUGGCGAAGGAGGUGAGAACUGUCAGGAUGAAGUGAGUGCCUGUAAAUUCUGGGCUGCCAAUAAUGACUGCUACUGCAAGCCAACUGAUGGAGAUUGCUCAUGGCAAACUUAUGUUGCCAAGACAUGUCCCA